Messenger RNA from Sclerotinia sclerotiorum 1980 UF-70, 1746 nucleotides. RefSeq lists its product as hypothetical. Gene Ontology annotation, biological process: tRNA methylation. Gene Ontology annotation, cellular component: tRNA (m1A) methyltransferase complex. Bases 1 to 1746 code for a protein of 581 amino acids. The transcript is spliced from 3 exons. The record is from RefSeq and is a predicted model, not a curated record. Lineage: Eukaryota; Fungi; Ascomycota; Leotiomycetes; Helotiales; Sclerotiniaceae.
AUGUCAACAAUCCAACGCACCAUAUUUUCUGGUGCAAGAAGGUUGAAUUCUUCUAAAUCCUUGAGCUUAUCAUGUAGUCUUCGUCGUUCUUUUACUCAGAGAUUAGUCAAAGUCAAUGAUGUUAUUUUGUUGAAGCCCGAGACAAAUCAAAAGUCUUUGCCUGUUUUGUCAAAGCCCGUCAAACAUGGCGAUUCUCUCGUAUUUAGAGAUCACAGAAAGGUCAAGGCAGACGAUGUUAUUGGAAGACCAUACAGAUCUGUAGUGGCUGGUGGUAGAAGGGCUUUAUUCCGAAUUUAUGAACCUACACUUGGGGAAUAUUGUGAUAAUGCUCCGAGAGUUGUCACACCCAUCUAUUCUCAAGAUGCAAGUUUGAUCGUUUCCUUAUUGGACAUCAAUUAUGUGGCAGCACCAUCUUCCCAAUCUGAAAUUGCUAAAGAAAGAGAAAAAUUUCGUCCCAAUCGACCACUUGAGGAAUCUGUUGUUUCAGAAAAUAGUGACGCUUUGGAGAAAGCAGUAAUCCCCGGAGAGAGUGAGACCGAUGAGAGCCUUAGUUGGAAGCCAGAAAUAACCCCAGAAGAAAGCAAGACCGAAGAGAGUGUUGAUUUGAAGCCAGAAAUAACACCCGGAAGCGAGAGUUCGGAAUUUGAGAACAUUUCCGAUGAGGGCGAUCUCUUGGAAGAGUUCAAGGAGCUUCCAGACAAAUCCGCGCAGCUUACUGAAUCGGAAUUGCUAGAGGACUGGGACUUUGUGAAGCAUGAUGAAAACAAACUGGAGAUUUUUGAGGCUGGCACUGGUGCCGGUUCCUUGACAUUACAUCUUGCACGAGCAAUUCAUGGGGCGAACACAAGGGCUCCACCAAUACCAAAGCUUCCCAAAACAAGUGGUAAGGUUAAUCCAGAUGAUGAUAUCUAUAGAUACGGCGGUAAACUCGGUGAUAGAAAUGAUAAGAUGACUAAGCUAUACAAUGAAUGGCGCUCGCAGCGACGGGCUGUGAUUCAUUCCCUAGAUUUGGACGAGAAUCACUCGAGGCAUGCGCAAAGAACUGUCAGAAAUUACCGCCAUGGAGCUUAUUUCCCACACAUCGAUUUUCAUGUUGGUACCAUUCAUGGUUAUCUCUCAAAACGAUUCGAACAGACCCAGGAUGUCUUCCUUGAUCACGCUAUCUUAGAUAUCCCGGCUAUUCAAGACGAAAUGGAAAUUGUCGGCAAGUGUCUUAAGCCUAAUGGGCGUUUGAUUACAUGGUGCCCUAGCGUCACGCAACAUAUGAAGUGCCUGGAAGCUGUGAAAUCGAAGAAACUGCCUUUUGUUUUGGACAGGGUCUUAGAGUUGGGAUCGCAACUUAGUACUGGAGGACGAGAAUGGGAGGUUAGAUCAGUAAAACCACGAGCAUUAAUUAAAGCCGAGAAGAAAGCCACUGUGAAAAGAAUGGCGAAAGAAGACGAGGCCAAAUCAGCCUCUGCUGUUGACGAAUUUCUCGCUGAGAUUUCGAAAGAUGAGAAGAGGAAGGGAAAGGGGAAGAAGGGGGAAAUUGAGUCUUCCGCGGGCAUGGAAGACGAACUCGAAGCGAAUGAAGAAGGUAUGGAAACAUCUGAGUCCGAAAGUGUAAGUGUACAAGCAAGUACGAGAGGACUCGGCGAUUUCACAGAUAUGUCAGGAUGGGAGAUGAUCUGCAGACCAAAGGUUGGAGACAGGGUAACAGGUGGAGGAUUUGUUGGAGUUUGGAAGAAAAUGGAUAUGGAAGUAUAA